UAUCUCCGACAUUGGUGACCUUUGGUCCUCGACAUUUUGAUCUUGUUGUAUGACAUUUUGGACUACUACUUCGGAGACCUACCGGACCCUAUCUUGUGACCUAUCGGUCUUACCUUCAGCGGGUUCACGCAUCACAGAUGCCGCCGCCACAGCAAAGGCACAGCAAGAGGCAGCAGAAGCAGAACGUCAGCGGCUUGCCCAUGAGGCGGCAGCCCAAGCUCAGCGGACUGCUAAGGCUGACGCAACAGCUCAAGACAAACGGAACGCCGCCAGCGCUGAGUUCUUGAUUCAGAAUGAGAAUCAGUGGACAGCACUACUCCAAGGCAUGACCUUUGUGCCUACGGACGAACAGGCGGAUCCGACACUGGCGGAGGUGGAAAGGAGUAACCUGGCUAACUUAAUUCUGUGUAUGAUGAGGGCGGUAAUGUGGAACAACACGAUGCAGACAGUGCACGUGCACACUGGACGGCAGCUGAAACAGACUCAGCAGAGAGAGUCUUCAACUUUGACAGUUGCCAUCCGCGCAGCAGCACAACAUCAGCAACAACAGCAACAGUUGUUGGCAUCCACUAUCACAAGCGUCAACAACAUCAAGGCUAAGCCCUCAGCAGCGCCCGGCUGCACGACGGACAUGACGAAGCAGCUCGGAGAGCGCAUCGGCCAUGUCGUCAACAUCAUCGGCAACCUGGGUGACUUUACCAGUCCGGCCACGAUCAGCAGCACGGUGGCCGCCAUCAAGACGGACAUCACCAAACUGCAGUCACGACCGGAAGCCGCCGCGAAGACAUUCAAGAUGCUACGCUUCAACAUCGCCAAGUUCGACGACUACAACAAAACAGAUGCAUUGGCAUGGUGGCAAGCCUUCGUCACUGAAGCAGCCUGCCACCAAGUGCCGGACGACCUGGUAAUGACAGCACUCUACCUCCAACUCAUUGGACGAGCACAGGCAUUCAUGAACCACACAGCGGCAAAUCUGGGAACCACCAUCGCCAACCUGCACACGCACAUCACGUGGGAGCAGCUCGAGCAAAUAUGGUACACUCGAUUCAUGGUCCGCAAUGUAGUAAAGGCGGCCAUGAACGACGUCUACUCCCGCUCACAAGGGAACAUGUCAACACGAGACUGGACGAUCAAGUGGCAGAAGAUAGUAACCACUCCUGGUUUCGACUUAAGUUUCCCAAACCUGCGAUCCGAAUUCUUUUCGCGAUUGUGCGCAGGACUGCGGUCGGCACUGGGUAACGAGUACGACUAUGCCUCAUUCAAGUCCAUCCUUGACCGUGCUAACCUGGUCAUCCAAACGGAUGACAAGGCCGCCAACAAAAGGCAGUCCCAGCCACAAUAUGUGGCUAAGCAAGGCUACCAAAGGCCGGCCCAUAACAAUGCGGUGAUCGUUGACGGAUCACCUGAUCUCCACGCUGCAGCAGCCUCCUCGAGUGAUGGAGGAGUUGUCGCAGCGCUCCCGCCAAAACGUCCUAAAAGGGUUCGGAAGAACAAGGCAACUCAAGGGACGACAGCGACGGAGACUGGGCAGCAACCAUGGACGGCUUACAACAUCACCAAGGAAGUUUUUGAACUUCGACAACAGUAUGGGUAUUGUUUUUGGUGCAACAAUGUAAACCACACUACUGCAGAAUGACCGGACAAGGGCAAGGCAAAGAUUCGGAAAACAAACAAAACAAAAUAACUGUCUAUUGGAUCCAUACCAGUAGAGUAAAAUGGCAAGUGUCUA
Molecule: messenger RNA, 1729 nt
Organism: Chara braunii
Lineage: Eukaryota; Viridiplantae; Streptophyta; Charophyceae; Charales; Characeae
Source: the annotation of a GenBank genome assembly